AUGUUCAUACCAUACAAAAAGAAUAAAGGUUAUAAAAUCCCUGUCAUUUUUGAAUUCGGACAAUAGAAUACAAGAGUUGGAUAUGCGGGAACUGAUGGACCUGAAGUGGUUUUGCCCUCAGAUUUAUUAAUGGAUAGCGAGGGAAAUAUGAAAUUUAUUGAAUAAAAUAGUACAUACCAACCAAUUGGAUUUGAUGUUAAGAAUAUCCUGUAAGGAGGGUAGAUAGUUGAUUUUGAUAUUUGGAAAGAAUAUGUAGAACACAUACUAAAUAAUGUUUUAUUUUAAGAAAGACAUUUCCCCUUUUUCUUUGUUGAAAAUGGAAACGUAAAAAAAGAAACCAGAAAUAAAAUCAUCGAAAUGCUCUUUGAAGAAAUCGAUGUUUCUUCUGUGUUUUUCCACAGAAACACAAUGUUAGCAUAAUAUAUAGUUGGAAAAGACAAUGUAUUAGUAGUUGAUUGUGGAGCAUCUCACACUACAAUUACACCUAUAUUGGAUGGAAAUGUCAUAGAAAAGGGUAAUCUUAAUUGAAUAUAUUUAAGGCAUUUUUAGGGGAGAUAUAGGAGGUGAGUAUAUAACAAAUAAAUUAUAUGAAAUUUGGAAAUAGUAAGGAUUGCCAUUUUCUAGAUUUAAAAAUUAUAGUCAACUCUCGCCUUCUCUUUAAAUGUAUGGAGAUUUGGAAGUAGUUAGAGAAAUUAAGCAUCAGUGUGCUAAACUGUAUGAUUAGCCCAUAGAGAAUUUGUAAUUAUUUGUACUGACUAAUUUAUAGAAAAUUUAAUCCAACUGUUGAUAAUUACGCUUAUGAAUUGCCAGAUCAAACUAAAUUGUUAAUAUCUGAAGAAAUGUACAAGUAUCCAGAAUUUCUAUAUGAACCAACUGAAUUUUUUGAAGGUUUGGAUAAAGCAUUGGAAACAAGUUUAGAGAAAAUUGACUCCGAUUAUAGAAAGGAACUAGUAUAGAAUGUUAUUUUGAUUGGAGGAGCUAGUUGUACAGUGAACAUGGUAGAAAGGUUUUAAAGAACUAUCAAUAACCUAAAAAUUUUUGGAUUAUCAUCAAGAAGCAAAGUGCAAACUCUCCCUAAAUUUUUUGAUCGUUAACAUGCUUCUUGGUUAGGAGCUUCAAUCGUUGCAAGUUCUUAAAUAUAUGAUCAAUGGACUUUAAAUAAAUCAGACUAUGAUGAGCACGGAUCCUCUCUAAUAGAAAAAAAGAUGUUUUAUUGA
Paramecium octaurelia is the source of this 1217-nucleotide messenger RNA. The record is from the annotation of a GenBank genome assembly. NCBI's taxonomy places the organism in Eukaryota, Ciliophora, Oligohymenophorea, Peniculida, Parameciidae.